Messenger RNA from Penicillium waksmanii, 1515 nucleotides. RefSeq names its product putative MFS transporter. Gene Ontology annotation, molecular function: transmembrane transporter activity. NCBI's taxonomy places the organism in Eukaryota, Fungi, Ascomycota, Eurotiomycetes, Eurotiales, Aspergillaceae. Gene Ontology annotation, cellular component: membrane. Bases 1 to 1515 code for a protein of 504 amino acids. The record is from RefSeq and is a predicted model, not a curated record. The transcript has 5 exons. Gene Ontology annotation, biological process: transmembrane transport.
AUGGCUUCAAAGGAAAACGGAACUGGGACGAGUUUCACCCACGAGGAGUUACAAUCAAAAUCCAUGGUAAUAGGUGGCCAUGUUGAAGCAAAAGAAACAAAAGAUCCCUACGCAGCCGGUUUGGGUGUCGAAAUCGAUACAGCCACAGAUAGACGACUAUUUUGGAAAAUCUCCGGUCGCAUCUUAGUUAUACAGGUGAUUACCUACUUCCUCCAAUCUUUGGAUAAGGGUAUCCUCAACUAUGCCUCGAUUAUGGGCAUCAAGACCGACGCCCACCUUGUGGGCCAGGAUUACUCGUGGCUUGGAACGAUCCUCUACAUUGGUAUUCUUGUCGGCGAAUAUCCACAGAACUUCCUCCUCCAGAAGCUUCCUUUGGCUAAGACUCUAGCCUGCAAUGUCUUUAUCUGGGGUGCCGUUGUAGCUUGUUCUGCCGCAUCAACACGAUUUGGUUCACUCAUGGCAGUUCGAUUCCUGCUGGGUUUCUUCGAAAGUUGUAUUCAACCUGCCAUGAUGCUUUUGACGGCCAUGUGGUAUAAAAGAGAAGAGCAAUCCUUAUUGAACUCGAUUUGGUAUUGUAUGACCGGAGUUCAAUUGAUGAUCGGUGGACUUAUAGCCUUUGGAAUUUCCCAUUUCACCGACGGGCCGAUCAAGAACUGGCAAUUAAUGUUCUUGGUCCUUGGGCUGGCAACUUGUGUCUGGUCGUUUUUCAUCGGGGCUCUUCUUCCCGAUAGUCCUAUAUCUGCGAAGUGCUUUAGCGAGGAAGACAAGCUACUGAUGAUCGAGCGAGUACGACACAAUGAGACCGGCAUCGAAAACAAGGAAUACAAAAAGGAUCAAAUAAUCGAAGCUCUGAAAGACCCCUUUGUUUGGUGUUGCUUCAUGCUGAUCGCGGUCGCUAAUCUGAUCAUUGGUGGGCUCGGGGUUUUCUCCAACCUCAUUGUCAAAGAAUUUGGCUUCUCAACUCUUCAAACAACCCUUCUCAACAUUGCUCAGGGCUCAUGGACUAUCAUUGUCAUGAUCGGGUCUGCAUGGGCAUCACAAAGAUUCCAGCAAACAUGCUUUACAAUGAUCCUUUGGGCAAUACCAGCCAUCGUCGGGACGAUCGUGAUUCUGGUUGUUACCCCUACCCCCUCAAACGCAGGUGGGAUGCUUAUCGCCUUUUACUGCACACAAUUCUUCCUUGCAGAAGGCAACAUGAUAAUCUCUCUCGUCACUCGUAAUAUUGGUGGCCAAACUAAGAAGGGUAUUACAAUGACCAUCAUCUUUAUCGGGUGGGCUGUGGGCAACCUGAUCGCACCACAGAUCUUCCAAAACUUCGAUGCACCUCGGUACCUCCAUGGUUUUCUGGCUCAUAUUGUCAUUUAUGCUGUCUUUAUUGGGAUCGUGAUCAUAACUCGUGUGCUUCUCAUGGCAAAAAACCGCACUAAGGAGCAGGGAUCGAGUGAAAUUUCUCAUGAGCUGGCGUUUGAGGAUCUCACUGAUCAACAAAAUCCUAAUUUCCGUUAUGUUUACUAG